Molecule: messenger RNA, 681 nt
Organism: Diaporthe citri
Lineage: Eukaryota; Fungi; Ascomycota; Sordariomycetes; Diaporthales; Diaporthaceae
Exons: 3
Coding region: 1-681 (226 amino acids)
Biological process (GO): macroautophagy; Golgi to vacuole transport; retrograde transport, endosome to Golgi
Cellular component (GO): SNARE complex; endoplasmic reticulum membrane; ER to Golgi transport vesicle membrane
Molecular function (GO): SNAP receptor activity; SNARE binding
Source: RefSeq, a predicted model, not a curated record
AUGUCGAAUCCGCUUGACACCGACGCCGGGUCGGAGCUCUUCGAGAGCUACUCUGCCGAGUUCAGGCUCGUGCAGGCCGACCUUCAACAAAAACUGGACCAGAUACCCGAGCUGAGCGGUGAGCCGCGAAAGGCGGCUAUCAGCCAGGCCGAGCGGGCACUCGAGGAGGCAGAAGAGCUGCUCGGACAGAUGCAGCUCGAAAAGCAAAACAUACCCACCUCGGCCCGCACAAAGGCCAACCAGCGCUUCCGCGACAUGCAGACGACUAUCGACCAGUCCCAACGGAAGCUGCGCGCCCUCGCCGAGGACCGCUCCGCCCUGUUCGGCAGCCGCGAGCGCUACUCGGACGACCCCAACGACGUGCAGCUCGAGCAGCGCCAGCAGCUCCUCCAGGGCUCCGACAGGCUGGACCGCAGCACCCAGCGCCUCAAGGCCUCCCAGAGGCUCGCCAACGAGACCGAGUCCAUCGGCGCCUCGACCCUGGCCGACCUGCACCGGCAGCGCGAGACCAUCCAGCAUACUAACGACACCCUGCUGGACUCGGAGGGCUACGUCGACCGGAGCGUCAAGACGCUGAGGGGGAUGGCGCGUAGGAUGGCUACAAAUCGGGUGAUCACGAUCGCCAUCAUCACCAUUCUGGUUCUUUUGAUUGUUGCGGUAAUUUUCAGCAAGUUUCGGUGA